Messenger RNA from Ruditapes philippinarum (Manila clam), 2281 nucleotides. RefSeq names its product nucleoporin NDC1-like. Gene Ontology annotation, cellular component: nuclear pore transmembrane ring. Lineage: Eukaryota; Metazoa; Mollusca; Bivalvia; Venerida; Veneridae. Gene Ontology annotation, molecular function: protein-macromolecule adaptor activity. The transcript is spliced from 16 exons. The coding region runs from base 132 to 1811 and encodes 559 amino acids. The record is from RefSeq and is a predicted model, not a curated record. Gene Ontology annotation, biological process: nuclear pore organization.
GAAUUUAAAGAAAAGAGAUUAUUCAAAAUGGCGCUUCCUUUGAAAUUUAAUGAAACAUAGUUUUUUCAAGACAGCGAGAAUAAAAAACGACUAUUGUUUAGACUUUAUACAAAAUUGAUUACAAUUUCACAAUGGAAUCAAUAGACAAGUGGUUUCAGAGAGAGGUUAUACAGUGGCGUACAGGAGCAGCUAUUGCCUGGUCUGUUAUAACAUUGCCAAUCAUCAGCAUUGUUUAUCUAUUCCUGACAAGCUUUCAGUUGUUUCAUCCUCUACAAUGGACCACAGAUUUUGUAAGCAGUUUGUUCUCUCUCACAUUUUUAAGCAAUAUAGUUUUGAUCAUGCUGGUGAAUGCUGGUUUCUAUGUCUACUCAAAGAACACAUAUACAGUGAUACCAACAAUGUCAAUUACCAGGUUUUCUCAACUCCCUCAGUUAUGUAAAGGUUCUGUCAUGAUGUAUGCAGCUUUAUGUUGGGGGUGUGGCCUAAUCCUCGGAUGGGUGUGUACAUGUAUACUAGGGGACAGAUAUACAAGUCUGUCUAAGCAGUGUGCUGCAGACAGUGAGUUGUACUGUAUCAAUGAGUACCAUCUAUUUGUGGUGUUAUAUGGAGGUUUUACAGGAAAAAUGUAUAUUGUCUACCAUUACAUCAACCAGAAUAAUGUCUUACAUUUCCCAACAUUACAGCAAGCAAAGUUUUUCCAAGUACGAGGGAGGAUGCCAAGAACAGCCUGGUCAGCACUUGGUCAUGUGAUAUUUCAGAUCAAAUUCUUCUACAUUUUCUACUAUUUGUUUGGAAAUAUUCCAAGAGAUGCUAUAGCUGAAACCCUCUCUCUUAAAUUUGAGAGGGAGUCAAGACUUGACAGUUUAUUUGGCUUGUUAUUUGAUGUUGCUUUACUAUGGCAGACAAUCCUGGUUGGCUUAUUUAUACAGUUCUCGUGGUGCUAUGGUGCUCUACUCUACAAAGUCUACAAUACACAGUAUUAUGAGUUUCCAGUGAGCACAAUGUUUGAUAAUUUCAAGAAUAAAUGUCUCGUAGAUUCUCUGUCCUGUACUAAUCUACCACUCUUACAGGCCCUGGGUUUUAUGGAUUUGGAUUUACUGGCCAAACAUUCAUAUACCAGGAGAAAGGAACUUUUCAGUUUAAGUCAGCCAGGUGGACAUCCACAUAACUGGAACAAAAUAUUAGCUGUAUGUCUGGCUGUAAUACAAGAGAUGAAUGAUACUGUACAAGAAGUGAACUGGAAAAUACUGGCUAAUGCUCCAGUAAGACAACCACAUGCAGAGAAAACAGCAAGUAAUGGUACAUCUGAUGGAUUAAAACAUAGAUCAUCAACUACUGAUGGUACCUCUAAACCAGCAACAUCAGCUGUCAAAGACAAGAUAGUAAAUGGAUUAAAGAAGAGAUCAUUGCUGACAUUUUUCACUGGAGAGGUACCUGACAAUACACAUAAAAACCUGUUUGCCUCAGCCUUCAUACAGAUAUGGGCAGUAGAUGCCCUGUCAUCACUUGUGGUAGCAUCAUUUCAUGAAGAUUCAUUUGGAGUUGUUCAGAUGUCGUUGAGAGAUAUUAUAACAGUUAUUCUUAACUUACAAGAGAACAUUGACAAACAUUUCAAGUUAACUGGUGGUGUAAGUAGACGUGUAACAAAAGAUGUGAACAAUAAUGAUGUACCAUUGAAAUAUUUACUACAAUCCUCACUGAAGAGUUCCAUCUAUAGCAUUAUCAACACAUUUGGUAAACAUCUCCUGGAUAUUGGCUUACCGAUGGAGACAGAAAAAAAACUACAUCAUUUUCUAGACUAUAGAGAGUAAGGCAAUCCCUAUAUUAGGGAAGAGAUUAUCAGAAUAUGAUAACUGUUUUAAACAGUUAUAAUAACAUAUUUAGGUGUUAAAGUGAUAGUUUAUGGGAUGAACUUUGUUAUAAAACAAAUGGUGCAAGUGAAAAUCUUAGAAUAAACUUUGUUUAUCAUUGAAGUUUGUAUAUGUUAACAUCACAUGUUGUAUGAAAUUCUAGUGUAUGAUUUGUGUUUUGAAAUCUUUAAAAUUCUUUUAUAAGAGAAUUCUUUAGUUCCUUGUUAUAAGUAGAGGUUGAGGAAGCCUCAAAAUCAUGUAUAUAUGAAAGUGCUACAGCUUACCUUGCUAUAUAAUUGUUGUAUAAAAAUGACAUUUUUGUGUUCAUUAUUUCGAAACAUUGUCGUAAAUGUGAUUAUACAUGUACUAUAUUUUCUGUAUUGCUUUCAGUCAUUGAUACUCGGCAACAAAAAUAAAUACUUGUUUCUCAA